Messenger RNA from Malania oleifera, 1971 nucleotides. RefSeq lists its product as uncharacterized. NCBI's taxonomy places the organism in Eukaryota, Viridiplantae, Streptophyta, Magnoliopsida, Santalales, Ximeniaceae. The coding region runs from base 1 to 1971 and encodes 656 amino acids. The transcript has a single exon. The record is from RefSeq and is a predicted model, not a curated record.
AUGACCAUACUAGCCAUUCUCGUCACCAAUCUCCCACCACGAUGGUUUGAUCUCAAUACCCACUGUGCAUACCACGCAAACUCUUCGGGCCACUCCAUUGACCAAUGCUGGGCUUUCAAAUGUAAAGUUCAAUCAUUGAAGGAUGCAGGGUGGUUGGCCUUUGAUGACAAGCCAACGGGCAUUCAGGGAAACCUUUUACCCAAUCAUGAGGGAGACGAGAUUGGUAUGGUCGGGGUAGAACUCAAAAAGGCACAAGAAGCCAACCUAGAUAGUUUGGCUUUGGAUUGGGUAUACCAGGAGCUCAGGAAGGAGGGCCUAAUAGAAUCAGAGGCCACCCGUCCCAAAGGAGCACGGUGCGAAUGCCAAAGUUCUUUGAGAAAGACUGUUCAGGGCUGCAAAACCUUUAAGAUGAUCCUAUGCAAAAUGUUGGAUGACAAGUCCAUAGAAGUCGGCUCGAUUCAAAAGGAUGGGGAAGUUUUGACUCUCGGAGAUAAAGAACAAGAACAUCCCCCAUGCCCACACCAACCUUUCAUACCCUUGGCCAAAAAGUCCAGCUAUGUCCACAAGACCCCAACCUGUUUGGUUAUCUCAGUACCUCGACCGUUCCGUUAUCAGAAUGACAAGGCGGUGCCAUGGAAGUACAAUUGCCAAGCCCGAGGCAUGGAAGAUACAGGCAAUAUCGCAGGUGUAACCCGUAAUGAUAGAGUAUAUGCACCAGCUCAGUCUGGAAAGCUGGAUACAAAACAAAUUGAUGAAUCAAGUAGAAGCACUAAAAGGCCAGUUCAACCGCAGGAGGUUGAAGAAUUUCUGAAGUUUAUCAAACAUAGCGAAUAUAGUGUGGUUGACCAAUUAAAAAACAUGCCAGCACAUAUAUCUAUCUUGUCUCUGCUUUUAAACUUAGAGGUUCAUAGAGAAGCACUGCUGAAACUGCUUAAUCAGGCGUAUAUACCUCAAGACAUUAGUGUAGAAAAAUUCAGCCAUGUAAUCGGAGGCUUGUCUGCGACCAACUACAUUACCUUCAGUGAUGAAGAAAUCUCAUUGGAAGGAAGAGGGCAUAACCAGGCACUGCACAUAUCGGUCAAAUGCAAGGACCAUAUGAUAGCUAGGGUGUUAGUCGAUAACGGGUCAUCCCUCAAUGUUUUUCCAAUGACCACUCUUCAGAAAUUGCCGGUAGACCCUUCGUAUGUCAAGCAGAACAAUUUGGCAGUGAGGGCUUUCGACGAAACCCGUAAGGAGUCUGUAGGGGCAAUUGAAAUUCCCAUACUGAUUGAGCCAGUCAUCUUCAACGUCACAUUUCAGGUAAUGGACAUCACACCUUCCUACAACUGCUUAUUGGGAAGGCCAUGGAUCCAUAACACUGGGGCGGUCGCAUCUUCCCUACACCAGAGGCUAAAGUUUGUAGUAGGGAACCAGUUGGUCUAUGUAUAUGGUGAAACCAACGUUAUGAUAACAAAGCCCACUUCCACUUCUUACGUGGAAGCUGCGGAAGAGGCAUUGGAGGACUCGUUCCGAGCCUUCGAGAUCAUAAAUGUCACAACUAUAGCAGAAGGAUCUCCAAUCCCAUGCCCUCAGAUCUCCGCCGCAGUGCAUAUGAUGGCGUCCGAAAUGAUCAGACAUGGGUACCAUCUAGAAAAAGGGCUCAAAAAAUACCUACAAGGGAUCCGAAAGCCAUUAAUGCUUAAGGAAGUGAAAGACAGAUAUAGCCUUGGCUACAUACCUACGGCGGCAGACCGAAGGAAGAAAGCUGAGGAGAAGAAAAUGCGGAGGGUGGAAAGAAUCACCAAUGAAACAAGCUCCAAGGAAGGACUUUACGUCCCGUCCAUCAGCCAGACCUUCGUAAAAAACAGUCAAUCCAACCUGGAGGCAAAAUUGCGGCAACUGAGUAUAUCAGUAUUGGAUGCUGAAGUCCCCUCAAGCACUUCUGCAAAGUGGAUCCGCCAUCUCCAACCAGGAGUACAACUUCAGAACUGA